This is a messenger RNA of Cucurbita maxima (winter squash), 903 nucleotides long. Its product is annotated as mitogen-activated protein kinase kinase kinase 17-like. The annotation marks the transcript as partial. Lineage: Eukaryota; Viridiplantae; Streptophyta; Magnoliopsida; Cucurbitales; Cucurbitaceae. The transcript has 2 exons. The record is from RefSeq and is a predicted model, not a curated record. Gene Ontology annotation, molecular function: ATP binding; protein kinase activity. Gene Ontology annotation, biological process: protein phosphorylation.
AUGAAGAGGAAAAAUGAGUCAAUCGCCUCUUCUUCUUCUUCGUCUUGUUGUUGCUGUUGUAACGAUGGCGUUCAAUGGGAGCGAGGGCGGCUGAUCGGAAAAGGAAGCUUCGGAUCGGUUUUCAUGGCUUCUCUGAAGCGAUCAAUCGCUGCAUUCAGCAUUUUCCCUCCGGUAAUGGCGGUCAAAUCUGCUGAAGUUUCCGUUUCUAAAUCCCUUCAGAAGGAGAAACAAAUUUAUGAUAACUUGAAAGGAUGCAAUUCCUUGAUCCAAUGCUUUGGAGAAGAAAUUACUACUCGCAACGGUCGAAUGAUUUAUAAUUUGCUGCUGGAGAUCGCCGUUGGUGGAUCUCUUGCUCAUCGCAUCAAUAACACAUGUGGAAAGGGAUUAGCAGAAAACGAGGUUGGGAGGUACACAAAGACGAUAAUCAAAGGCCUAAUUCACAUCCACAAAAGAGGGUACGUUCACUGUGAUUUGAAGCCUGCAAAUAUCUUGUUGCUGCCCACGAACACAGCCAAGGGCGGUCGAUUGGUGGCCAAGAUUUGUGAUUUGGGGUUGGCCAGAAGAACCAGAGAGACAAGGCAUGACAAUUGUUUUGGAGGGACGCUGUCGUACAUGGCGCCGGAGACAUUGAUUCACCGCGUGCAAGAGUCGCCCAGUGAUAUUUGGGCACUUGGCUGCCUUGUGCUGGAAAUGCUCACCGGAAAGUGCCCGUGGGCCGCCACGGACAAGGCUGGGAUAGUGAAAAGCAUUACUGAGAAUGACGGAAUGCCGGAGAUUCCAGAAGGGGUGUCGAAAGAGGCAAGUGGGUUUUUGAAGAAUUGCUUUGUGAGGAAUCCGGAGUACAGAUUCACGGCGGAGAUGCUGAUGACUGUGCCGUUUGUGGCGGCGGCGGAGGAGGAGGAA